Molecule: messenger RNA, 465 nt
Organism: Anopheles bellator
Lineage: Eukaryota; Metazoa; Arthropoda; Insecta; Diptera; Culicidae
Product: general odorant-binding protein 56d-like
Exons: 2
Coding region: 1-399 (132 amino acids)
Biological process (GO): sensory perception of smell
Molecular function (GO): odorant binding
Source: RefSeq, a predicted model, not a curated record
AUGCAACUGCUGCUCGUGUCCGUUCUGCUCGCCGCGUUCGCUGUGGCUCAGCCACUGACGGAGGAGCAGCAAAAGAAGUCCGACGCCAUCGCCGUGGGGUGCCUGGACAAGCACAAGACACUGAACCGGGAGGAUCUGAAGCUGCUGCGCGGUGGUGACUUCUCGAAGGUGGACGCCGAGACCAAGUGCUUCCUGCGGUGCUUCCUGCAGGAUGCCAAGUUUAUGGAUGCCGACGGCAAGCUGGAUAGUGCCCUGGCCAUCGAGCGUCUGUCGUUGUCGCAGGACAAAGCGAAGGUGGAGGCUCUGGUGACGAAGUGCAGCGUCCAGCAGGCGGAUCCGUGCGAGACGGCUUUCAAGGCCAUCGAGUGCUACCAACAGGAGAAAUCGUCCCUGUUGUGAGGCCACUGGCGAAAGAACGAUCGGGCCCUCCGCAGACGAUCAUCAUCACGGUUCGAACGCUUGAUG